Molecule: messenger RNA, 1496 nt
Organism: Tachysurus fulvidraco (yellow catfish)
Lineage: Eukaryota; Metazoa; Chordata; Actinopteri; Siluriformes; Bagridae
Product: Y-box-binding protein 2-A-like
Exons: 10
Coding region: 82-1011 (309 amino acids)
Biological process (GO): regulation of gene expression
Cellular component (GO): nucleus
Molecular function (GO): nucleic acid binding
Source: RefSeq, a predicted model, not a curated record
UUGGAGUCGGGAUAAAGCGAUUGAGGAGGCGGCUGUAAGGAAGUUUUGGCAAGUAGGAGGUUGGGGGACAAAUGAGCUAAAAUGACCGACACAGAAGUGCAAGGCGCUCCUAUGUCAGCCCCAGCGACCGGACCGGUUCAGCCAGAGCGGAAAGUGAUUGCUACUUUGGUGCAAGGAACUGUGAAAUGGUUUAAUGUACGGAAUGGAUAUGGCUUCAUCAACAGGAAUGACACCAAAGAAGAUGUGUUUGUACAUCAGACUGCCAUUAAGAAAAACAACCCUAGAAAAUUCCUCAGGAGUGUAGGGGAUGGGGAGAUUGUGGAGUUUGAUGUUGUUGAAGCAGCCAAGGGCUCAGAAGCUGCUAAUGUGACAGGUCCAGGUGGGGUUCCAGUUAAAGGCAGCCGUUAUGCCCCAAACAAACGCAGGUUCCGCAGGCGCUUUUUUCCACGUCCUGCACAGCCAGGACAGGAUGAUGGGAAAACUGGUGAUUCUUCUGCUGGCCCAACUUCUGAGGGGGAAGGACAAAAUGGAGCUCCACAACAACGGCGUCGCCGUCAGCGCAGGAGACCAGACGCACAGUCACAAACUGAGGGAGAAUCAGCGGGUGAGCAGAAGGAGGUAGCAGAUGGUAGCCAGCAGAGACCACCACCACGCAGGUUCAGACCUCGAUACCGCAGACCGUUCCGUCCUCGUCAACCUCCUGGAGACAUUCAGACGGCCACUCCUGCUGAGGGCCAGAAGGAAACUACCAAAGAAGGUCCGAGCAACGGAGAGCAGGCAGAUGGGCAAGCUCAGAAAACACGCAGACAGUUCAGCCGUCGUAGACAAAGGAAUUCUGACUCUACGACCUCAAAAGAUGGUGCAGAUAAAUCUGACAAAACAGAGGUUGGCACACCCGCUACACCUUCUAAGCCAGCUGAUGCCAAAGCCUCCCCAAAAACCUCACCAAAGCAAUCCCAGAAAGCUUCACCAAAAGCAGCUGAGGCUCCUGAUACCAUGCCUGCGGUGUGACUUCCAUGACCUGGAACGACUCUAUUGACCCCGGCAAGAGGCCUCUGGAUGAGAUGAGGUGGUGUUCCAGCAAACCCACAACUGAUGUCCAUACCUCUUGCCUGAACUCUUUAGUGUGGACCCUUCAUUUGUUGAGUGAGAGGGAAGAGAAGUGACGAGUAUAUUUUGGACUUUAAUAUCUUAGGGGGAUCAAAAAAAGAGAAUUGCUCAGAAGGCCCUAUAUAUUUGCAUUGUCUCCCUUUGAAUUCAGUGAUUAUGGGUGUGAGCAACAGAAAUGAGAACCAGUUUGGCCCUUUAAGUUUGGGGGAAAAACUAUGAACAUGUGUAGAGUAUGCCUCCAUUCCCUUACUAAUUGGGGGGGAAGCAAUAGGCCUAUUCAUAAAAUAUUCAAACUGGUGUUUUGUUUUGUUUUUGUUUUUUCUGAUUUGGAUUUCUUUGUAAGGGAUUAUGUGCAAUUUCAUUAAAGUGAAAUAUCUAUAAAACUA